This is a messenger RNA of Emiliania huxleyi CCMP1516, 966 nucleotides long. RefSeq lists its product as hypothetical. NCBI's taxonomy places the organism in Eukaryota, Haptophyta, Isochrysidales, Noelaerhabdaceae. The record is from RefSeq and is a predicted model, not a curated record. The annotation marks the transcript as partial. The transcript has 2 exons. Gene Ontology annotation, molecular function: gamma-glutamylcyclotransferase activity.
AAGCGGCCGCCCCUUGAGCCUCGCGCUCUGCCCUCCACGGUGCUCGCGCCCGAUGGGUCGGUGCGGUAUUUUGCGUACGGGUCGAACUUGGGCCGUCAAAAGGUGCUGUCGCGCGGCGCAGCCUCAAUAAUCUCGACGGAGCGGGCGAACGUGGCGGGAUGGCGGCUCGCCUUCACGUUUGCGUUGAACCCGCCGCUGGAGCCUUCAUUUGCCUCGAUCGAGCCCGCCCCGGCCGAGACGGUUUGCGAGGGCGUGCUCCACACCCUCACCCCCAGCGCAUACGAGGAGUUGUGGCGCUCCGAGGGCGGCGGCGGUUCGAGACCCGACUACGAUGAGAUUGUCGUGCUCGCAAAGCCGUGGAGUGGCAGCGAGCCGGUUAGGGCCAUCACGCUGCGGGCUGCGCAGAGCCGGCGCCUCAGCCACGAUGUCCCGCCAUCGCAGAGAUACUUGAGCAUUGUUGUCGCCGGCGCGCACGAGGCAGGGUUGUCGCCCGCCUACAUCGCGCGCCUCGAGGCCAUCUCGGCCGCCGCGCCGUCGGGUUUCCUGGCCGCCGUGGCGGAGGCGCACGGCCUCCUCCUCGUCCUGCUCUACCUGCUCGGCUUGCAGCGCCUCCUCUCGCCCCUCCGCGCCAUCUGCUUCCUCCUCCACCGCCACGUGCGGCCCCGUCUACGCGACAUCGCGACCGGCCUGCUCCUCCUGCCGACGGCGGCCAUCGGCGCCGCCACCCGCCCCGCGCUGCGCUUGCUUGGGCGGGAGCGGUGGCUGAGCUACGCUCGCUACGGACAGCUGCCACCGACGCCCGCGACGACGCUGGCCUCUGCGCGCUGCGUGAGUGAGUACCACUACCAGAGUCGUUAGAGAGCUCCUCGUGCGUCGCAGCGGCGGGGAGCGGGCGCGGAGGCGUCGGCGAUGGGGCUUCUCUCGCCGGUAAUCGAGAAACAAAAUAAAACAAUCACUGAGGUUUCC